CGUAGGAGAAUUAACAAACUGAAAAGGAAAAAUAAUAGCAGACAUGGGGCGUAUUCCAUGCUGUGAGAAGGACAACGUGAAAAGAGGACAGUGGACACCUGAGGAAGAUCACAAACUCUCCUCCUACAUUGCUCAACAUGGCACUCGCAACUGGCGUCUCAUUCCCAAGAAUGCUGGCCUCCAGAGAUGUGGGAAGAGCUGCAGGCUAAGGUGGACUAAUUACCUUCGUCCUGAUCUCAAACAUGGGCAAUUCUCGGAUUCCGAAGAGCAAACCAUUGUGAAGCUUCAUUCAGUUUUCGGUAACAGAUGGUCACUGAUAGCAGCCCAGCUGCCGGGACGCACCGACAAUGAUGUAAAAAACCACUGGAACACCAAGCUGAAAAAGAAACUGUCAGGCAUGGGUAUAGACCCUGUAACCCACAAGCCAUUUUCCCAUCUAAUGGCCGAAAUCGCUACCACAUUGGCACCCCCACAGGCAGCUCACUUGGCUGAAGCAGCCCUUGGCUGUUUCAAAGAUGAGGUGCUCCACCUUCUUACCAAGAAGCCGAUUAACUUCCAGGGCCAGCAUUCCGCUGCAGCACUGGGGCAUAACUUCACUGAUUACAUUAAUUGUAAGCCAGAUGAAAAGGACGCAACUGUUGAGAAGAUCAAGUUUGACCUAUCUAAGGCCAUGCAACAAGAACCUGAAAUGAUGCCCUCCAAUAAACCUUGGGACUCCACACCAAAUACAUCUGCAAGUUUUGUGAUGCCUUAUAGUGUUUUCCCUACAAUAUCUGCUUAUCAAUUCUCUCCACCAUCUUUCGCCAAUAAAGGUGAUGCAUCUCCAUGGAGCCAGAGUGUAUGCACUGGAAGCACAUGCACAGCCAUGGAUCGGCAGAGCCAAUUGCAUGAAAAGCUUGAAGAGGAACAUGGUGAUGAUUCUGAGGCCACCAAGGAAAUUAGAAAUCUAUCCAAUAUAUUCAACUCAGAUUGUGUCGUGUGGGAUCUACCAGCCGAUGAUUUAAUUAACCCCAUGGUUUAAAAAAAAUUUACAGCGCAGACGAAAGUUAUAAGCUCAACUUCUGACUAGACUAAGGAAUAAAUUACUUGAAAAGAAUAUCAAUGGUACAAAAUGUAAAUAAAAACUAUUUUUACAACUAUGAAUGCAGUCAAUAA
Messenger RNA from Vigna unguiculata (cowpea), 1155 nucleotides. It is a transcript of the gene MYB80, whose product is annotated as myb domain protein 103. Lineage: Eukaryota; Viridiplantae; Streptophyta; Magnoliopsida; Fabales; Fabaceae. The record is from RefSeq and is a predicted model, not a curated record.